This is a messenger RNA of Suillus fuscotomentosus, 3535 nucleotides long. RefSeq names its product P-loop containing nucleoside triphosphate hydrolase protein. The record is from RefSeq and is a predicted model, not a curated record. The coding region runs from base 93 to 3353 and encodes 1086 amino acids. The transcript has 32 exons. Gene Ontology annotation, molecular function: ATP binding; DNA translocase activity; ATP-dependent chromatin remodeler activity. Lineage: Eukaryota; Fungi; Basidiomycota; Agaricomycetes; Boletales; Suillaceae. Gene Ontology annotation, biological process: reciprocal meiotic recombination; double-strand break repair via homologous recombination. Gene Ontology annotation, cellular component: nucleus.
CGACACGUCCCCACAUUUACCUUUUUCAUUACUGAUAGUAUUUUGGAACACCUUCUGCAUCAUCAAGUCUAACGCUCUCGCUUGAUAAAUUUAUGUCUGCGUUCCAGUCACCAGUUACGGGCGAGAAACGAAAGCUGCCACUCGAUACUUCAAGCAGGAAGAAAGUCGCGCUUGAGAGUACCCUCGGAGGUCCCUCGACGUGUCGUGCGAGCGGUAGUAAUGGAGGAGAGGAGUACUGGAUGAUUCAAUGGAGAUACCCCCAAUACAAGAAACACAAAACAUGGGAAGGAGAUGCCGUUCUGGUUCUCAUAGGCAUCAGAGGUUCCAUGUUCGACCUAGAAGGAAAGAUAAUGGGGGCUGGCUCCUUAAAUGCGCCCAAGGCUGAGGAAAAUGGAGAAUAUACCUUUGGAGGGAGAGAGAUCAGGAUCGAUCAUUCAAUUUCUCGUGGAGAAUACAUGUCUGGAAAAUGCUAUGGUCGAGGAAGCGCGCCAUCUCUUGCGAUGACUGACAAUAACUCCGUGAAAGCUUCUUUGCGUGUCACUCCUUUGCCAUCAACGAAGAUGAAUGUACCUUACAAGAUGCCAUUGAAAGCUAUAGACAGGAAGGCCAUCGAUCUUCAUCCUGUCAAUCUUCUGUCCACACGGGACCCCCCCUCCACAAGCUCUUUGAAAGCAAGCGCGCCAGCCACUUACUGGACUGCUAACUGGCGGAAGCCGCAGAACAAGAAGCAUAAGACCUGGGACGGCGAUGCAUUCGUUAGCCAUGUCGGUGACAAGCUCACUGUGAUAUCAGAAAAGGGGAAAAUACUUGGCCGUAAGGAAUGGGACGGACUCGCUCUACACAGCGGGUACGGCUUCAGCGCCGGUGGCAAACAAAUCGAGUUAGAUUCACAAGUGCUAGCAUCCCGAAUGCCUUCUGUCACUGGGGUAGAAGAUGCAUUACCGGAACUGGAGGAAGAUGUGCCGGCAGUGCUAUCCUCACCAUCCAAGCCCUCGUUUUUGCUUCACGUGAAGGGCGCUCUCCCUGGCAAAGAGAAUGAUAUCACAGUCGCAUCUCCAAGUGCUUCAAAAGCGUUUGUGCCCCCCGCGUCGUUUUAUGGCCAGAAACCAAAUACAAAGCCCGAUGGACCGUUGCAUGAUCCUGAAGCCGAGGGAGCAAUUGUCAUGAAAGCGACAACCUCAGAACAUGCUCAAAAGUUCAACAAGAAGAACUUGCCCAUUGUAGCAGUCGUCCUAGAUCCUAUCAUUGCAAGACAUCUUCGUCCACAUCAGAUCGAAGGCGUCAAAUUUUUGUAUGAAUGUGUCAUGGGCCUACGAAGACAUGAGGGUCAAGGGUGUAUACUCGCCGACGAGAUGGGUCUAGGGAAAACCCUGCAGACAAUUGUUCUUGUGUGGACACUUCUCAAGCAGAACCCUUACGUUGGCGCUGGGCCAGUAAUCGGCAAGGCUUUGAUUGUAUGCCCUGUAUCGUUGGUCAAUAAUUGGCGUGCUGAAUUUCACAAGUGGUUAGGGAGAGAUCGUGUUGGUGUUUUCACAGGCGACAAGGAUAAAUCCACCAUCAAGCAAUUUCUCAACUCACGGUUGCAUCAGGUUUUAGUCAUUGGCUAUGAGAAGCUUCGAACUAUCAUAGACGAUUUGGCGUAUUGCAAUCCUCCGAUUGGCUUAGUUAUUUGUGACGAAGGACACAGACUGAAGUCAUCAAACAAUAAGACCUCGACAAUGUUUAAGUCAUUACGUACCGUUCGAAGAAUCAUUCUGUCUGGUACUCCUAUUCAGAAUGAUUUGGGUGAAUUCCAUGCCAUGGCGAACUUUUGUAACCCAGGGCUGCUCGAUGAUCACGCUACAUUCCGUAGAGUUUAUGAGGUUCCUAUCCUCAAAAGUAGAGCACCAGAUUGCACAGAGAAGGAACUCGAGGUUGGCGAGGCUCGGUCAGCUCAGUUGUCUUUGAUCGCGAAAAGCUUCGUAUUGCGACGGGAAGCCAGCAUUCUCAAGAAUUAUCUUCCACCAAAAUAUGAAUAUGUUGUGUUUAUCACUCCGACGCAACUGCAAUUAUCCAUAUUCUCGGCUAUCCUUAACCCCGAUAAGCUAGAUAGACUGAUUGAUGGACCGACCGCAGAGUCGCUUGCAUUGAUCAACAUGCUCACAAAAGUCAGCAAUAGUCCCGUGUUGCUCAAGGCCCAAGUAGAUAAGGCAAGAGCGACAAAUACAAAUGCAAUUCGCCGCCCAGGUAUCGAUGACGCCUUGAGUUUAUUACCUAAAAAUGUCCAAGUCGAAGACAUCUCCAUGAGCGGCAAGCUUCUGGCGUUGUCACAUCUCCUCAAGGCCAUCAAAGAGCGCACGCAAGAAAAGUGUAUCAUUGUUUCACAUUAUACAUCAACCCUCAAUUUGAUCGAAGCCUUCUGCAAGAAGAAGUCUUAUACUUACUUCCGGCUCGAUGGUCAGACACCAGCGGCGAAAAGGCAAGAAUAUGUCAACACCUUCAAUAAAUCAUCUCAGUACAGCCAUUUUCUAUUCCUGCUGAGUUCAAAGGCGGGCGGCGUCGGACUCAACCUUAUCGGCGCGUCAAGAUUAUGUUUGAUAGAUUCCGAUUGGAACCCGAGUCAUGACCUUCAGUCCAUGGCACGCAUUCAUCGCGAUGGGCAGAAACGGCCAGUUUUCAUUUAUCGAUUUCUCACUGCAGGAACAAUCGAUGAGAAAAUCUAUCAGAGGCAGGUGACCAAGAUUGGACUCAGCAACUCUCUUAUGGGUUCGGGAUCAUCCGGCUCAAAGUCAGACUCAUUUUCACGGAAAGACCUUCGGGACAUUUUCCGAGUCCAUCCUGAGACAGGCUGCAACACUCACGACCUCUUAGAUUGUGUAUGCGAUGCCGUUCCAAAGCAUUUCGAUGACAACAUGACGAGCGCCUCCGGGAACGAUAUAGAAGUAGGUGAGGAUUACGACGACGAAGAUUCAGCAGGAACCGGCUUCGUCAAUGCAUCACAAGUCAAACUUCGCCACAUCGAGAAGAUGGAUGGAGCAUACAUGAAGAAGAAACAGGCGGAGCUUGCAUCACUUGGAGAGUGGACACACAUCAAUUGCCUGCGGAGAUUAACGAGCGACAAUAUCCACGAUGUCAUUCUUCGGCAUCUCAUUCUUCCAAGUGUGAAGGAUGAUAACGAAGACCUCGCGCAGCCUAAAUCAAGGCUCGAUUCACUUUUGUCGUCUGUUGACCUAGACAACAUCACAGGCAUGGAUGAAAUAGCACAACCGUUGUCUGUUCGUGAUGUCCCUGGCGGCACCAUUUCGUUCCUUUUCGAAAAGACGUCCGUCUCCACCUUGGAAGAGAACAAUGUGGAAGAGGACUCGAUGGUUUGAUAACACUUCAUCAUUUUUCUUGAUACUUACGACCUCCAAAUUGUGCACUCUACAUACAAAAAAUUUCUAACUAGAGGAUACGGCUGUCUUCUUCCUCUUGGUCUGCAUACGGGACAAUCAAACGAACUAGACUUUAUAUACAAAAGAGAUGAUCCAGAUCACUUGCAGGAACGAGAUUGUUG